ACAUGUUAUGGAAACAUGGCAUCAGCCAAUGAGACCACAUAGUAUGGCUGUACCACCCUCUCAGCUUCAUUGACAAAAUGCUGAAUAGUGGAUAAAGAAAUGUUGCCAAAGAAGUGGAACACAGAAAGAUGUGUACUAGCCUCCAUUCGCUAUAUAAUUAGGUCUACUCCUUUUAAAAUCUUUCAAACAACCUAAAAAAAUAUCUUACGCAUUAAGUAUUGUUGUCCUCAAAACGUGUUGAAAAAGGGACGGAUGUAAAUGAUAUUCGAGCUUUCUAAACGUUAAUAUAAUUGCUAGUUGCUUUCUCUUUUUAAAAUAAUAAAUUUCAGCAGAGUCGGCAAGCAAUACCAGGUUGUUGUGGGUUUUGAAGACCCAAAGAUCUCAAAUUAUCAAAUAUAUAAUUUGUAAAUGGAUAAUUUAUAGUACCUACCAAAAUAAUACAAAUGAAUAAAAUUGCCAAAGAUAUGCUCUUAUGCCAAAAAUAACUAAUACUCCCUCCGUUUUUUAAUAUAAGUCGUUUUAGAGAAACUUUUUUGUUCUAAAUUAUAUGUCGUUUUCGGUUUUUUAUGUAACAUUUAUUAGUAAUUAAUGUUGUCUGACCAAUGAUAAUAUAUCUUCUAUUUUUCUAUUGGUUAAAUUAUGGUUAGGUAAAUAAUUAAUGAUGUUUUUGUUUCAAAAAUAUAAGAAAUUAAUGAUUUUCUUAAUCUAUGUGCAUAGCUUUAAAACGACUUAUAAUAAAAAACGGAGGGAGUAUAUUUAUAAGAAAAUAAAAAUAAUAAGAGCAAAGAUUCCUAGUACAAAUAGGGAUGGCAAUUGGGACCUUAGCCCGCGGGCUAAGCCCGUAAAGUCCCACUGCGGGGCGGGUUUGGGCUUAGAUAUCUUAGGCCCGAGAUAUUGCGGGUCUUGCGGGUUGGUCAAUUUCGGGUAUGGGCCAAUGCGGGGCGGGUCGACGCGGGUUUGCGGGGCAUUCGAGACCCGCGUGUCUUCUUCACCAGAGACGUUUGGUGUUCUGCUAACCGACGAAAAAGGUGAGAAAUGGCGACUGUGGAGGCAAUUCUGAACCUUCUCUUCCACUCGUCGACUAAAGUCACCACUGAGCCUUAUCUUCAUCACCUCUUCCUCGAUCUACCACCAUCUACCAUCUAUACAGAUGUGCUGAGAAGCUUUACUACAAAAUUAGACACACAUGAACCACCACCACACGAGUCAAGCAACAACAAAGAAAUGAGGACAGCAUUUUCACUACCCGCGGGCCGGACCGCAAAGUCCUAUAUAGCAAGCGGGGCGGGUUUGGGUAGAGGUUUGGGAACCGCGGGUUACGGCGGGCUGACCCGCAAAGAUCCGCCAGAGAUAGAGACCGCAGCGGGGCGGGCCACGGCGGGGCGGGUUGUCCCAAUUGCCAUUCCUAAGUACAAACUACUAGCAUUCCCAUAUAAACCGGGGGGGACAAGUACAAGAAAUUUCAGGGACAACCCCGACAUUUCCUUAAAAAUACAUACGAAUGCUUUCAAUUAAAGCAAACAUACAAAACAAUUCCAAGGUUCAGAAAAAAAAAACAAAUUAAAUACUAUAGUAUUUAUAUUCAUACAUGUGGAAUUAAUAAAGUAAAUCA
Brassica rapa (field mustard) is the source of this 1612-nucleotide messenger RNA. RefSeq lists its product as uncharacterized. Lineage: Eukaryota; Viridiplantae; Streptophyta; Magnoliopsida; Brassicales; Brassicaceae. The record is from RefSeq and is a predicted model, not a curated record.